GCGGCGACUUUGAGACGAAGUUUGGAGUCGGGAGUUGGGCUGAGUCCUGGGGGAGCAACCGCCGGCUCGCGGGACAGGGUCGUUGGAAGGCUGGGGCAAGCUCGCGGGCCGCGAGGGGGAAGUCGCCGCCGCCGCCACCGUCACCAUGGUGGGAACCGGGGGAUGGAGGAACUGAUCCCGCUGGUCAACAAGCUGCAGGACGCGUUCAGCUCCAUCGGACAGAGCUGCCACCUGGACCUGCCGCAGAUCGCCGUGGUGGGGGGCCAGAGCGCCGGCAAGAGCUCAGUGCUCGAGAACUUCGUAGGCCGGGAUUUCCUUCCUCGUGGAUCAGGAAUUGUUACCAGACGUCCCCUUAUUCUUCAGCUCAUCUUCUCAAAAACAGAGUAUGCAGAAUUUUUGCACUGUAAGUCCAAGAAGUUUACGGAUUUUGAUGAAGUUCGCCAAGAGAUUGAAGCAGAGACCGACAGGGUCACAGGGACCAAUAAAGGCAUUUCUCCUAUCCCCAUUAACUUAAGAGUUUAUUCACCACAUGUGUUGAAUCUAACCUUAAUUGAUCUUCCGGGCAUUACCAAGGUGCCUGUUGGUGACCAGCCUAUGGACAUUGAGUACCAGAUCAGGGAUAUGAUCCUACAGUUCAUUAGCAAAGAGAGCAGCUUGAUUCUUGCAGUCACUCCAGCCAACAUAGAUCUAGCAAAUUCAGAUGCCCUCAAGAUGGCUAAGGAAGUUGAUCCUCAAGGCUUACAGACAAUUGGUGUUAUAACCAAGCUUGACCUAAUGGAUGAAGGCACAGAUGCCAGAGAUGUGCUUGAGAACAAGUUGCUCCCCUUGAGAAGAGGUUAUAUUGGUGUGGUGAAUUGGAGCCAAAAGGACAUUGAUGGAAAGAAGGAUAUCCGAGCAGCCCUUGGGGCUGAGAGGAAAUUUUUCCUGUCUCACCCAGCUUAUCGACACAUAGCAGACCGAAUGGGUACCCCCCAUUUGCAGAAGACCCUUAACCAGCAACUGACCAAUCAUAUCCGAGAGUCUCUGCCUGCACUACGAAGUAAGCUCCAGAGCCAGCUGCUGUCCUUGGAGAAAGAGGUGGAAGAAUACAAGAAUUUUCGGCCUGAUGAUCCCACACGGAAAACCAAAGCCCUUCUGCAGAUGGUCCAGCAAUUUGGUGUGGACUCUGAAAAGAGAAUUGAAGGCUCAGGAGACCAGGUGGACACAUUGGAACUUUUUGGUGGUGCAAGGAUUAAUCGCAUCUUUCACAAGAGGUUUCCAUUUGAGCUUGUAAAGAUAGAAUUUGAUGAGAAAGACUUGAGACGAGAAAUUAGCUAUGCAAUUAAAAACAUCCAUGGAGUCAGGAUGGGGCUCUUCACCCCAGACUUGGCAUUCGAGGCCAUUGUGAAAAAGCAGGUGGUGAAGCUGAAAGAGCCUUGUCUGAAAUGUGUCGACCUGGUUAUUCAGGAGUUAAUCAAUACAGUUAGGCAGUGUACCAGUAAGCUUGGCUCCUAUCCCAGGUUACGAGAAGAAACAGAAAGAAUUGUCACCACUUACAUCAGGGAGCGAGAAGGAAGAACAAAGGACCAGAUCCUUCUUCUGAUCGACAUUGAGCUGUCAUACAUCAACACAAAUCAUGAGGACUUCAUUGGCUUUGCAAAUGCCCAGCAGAGGAGCACUCAGCUGAACAAGAAAAGAGCUGUUCCGAACCAGGUGAUUUGAAGGGGCUGGUUGACCAUCAACAAUAUCAGCCUGAUGAAAGGUGGUUCCAAGGAGUAUUGGUUUGUGCUCACUGCAGAGUCCUUGUCAUUGUACAAGGAUGAAGAGGAAAAAGAGAAGAAGUACAUGCUACCUUUGGAUAACCUCAAAAUUCGAGAUGUGGAAAAGGGCUUCAUGUCCAAUAAGCAUGUCUUUGCUAUCUUCAACACAGAACAGAGGAAUGUCUAUAAGGACCUACGACAAAUUGAGCUAGCCUGUGACUCACAGGAGGAUGUAGAUAGUUGGAAGGCCUCUUUCCUCUGAGUUGGGGUCUAUCCUGAGAAAGACCAGGCUGAGAAUGAGGAUGGGGCCCAGGAAAACACCUUCUCCAUGGACCCUCAACUGGAACGCCAGGUGGAAACCAUCCGAAACCUUGUUGACUCCUAUGUGGGGAUUAUCAAUAAGUCUAUCCGUGACCUCAUGCCAAAGACAAUCAUGCAUCUCAUGAUCAACAAUACCAAGGCCUUCAUCCACUCAGAGCUCCUGGCCUAUCUCUACUCUUCUGCGGACCAGAGUAGCCUAAUGGAAGAAUCUGCGGACCAGGCACAACGUCGAGAAGACAUGCUGCGCAUGUACCAUGCCCUGAAGGAGGCACUCAACAUCAUUGGAGACAUCAGCACCAGCACUGUGUCCACCCCUGUGCCCCCACCCGUGGAUGACACAUGGCUCCAGAGUUCCAGCAGUGACAGUCCCACACCUCAGCAUCGACCUCCUGCCAGCGUGCCGCCUCCUGGGAGGCCCCCUGCAGUCAGGGGGCCUACACCAGGGCCACCUCUGAUCCCUGUGCCUGUAGGGGUUGCUGCCUCCUUUGUGGCUCCCCCUAUCCCUUCUCGGCCUGGACCUCAGAAUGUCUUCACUAACAACAAUCCCUUUUCAGCCCCACCUCAGAUCCCAUCUCGGCCAGCACGCAUUCCCCCUGGUAUCCCUCCUGGUGUGCCCAGCAGAAGAUCCCCUGCCGCACCGAACCGGCCAACCAUUAUCCGCCUGGCCAAACCAUCAUUGCUAGAUUAA
This is a messenger RNA of Gracilinanus agilis (Agile Gracile Mouse Opossum), 2748 nucleotides long. RefSeq names its product dynamin-2-like. NCBI's taxonomy places the organism in Eukaryota, Metazoa, Chordata, Mammalia, Didelphimorphia, Didelphidae. Gene Ontology annotation, cellular component: microtubule; cytoplasm; membrane. Gene Ontology annotation, molecular function: GTP binding; GTPase activity; microtubule binding. The record is from RefSeq and is a predicted model, not a curated record.